GCUCCAGGAGGCGGGCGCCCCAGGCGGCGGCGGCGGCGGCCGCGACGGUGGUGGCAGCGGCGCGGGCCGGGAAACUUUGCCCCUUUGUGCGCGCCGCCCCGGAGGCGGCGGGCAGGCAGCGCUGCCUUCUCCGUCAUCCUGACCCAGGAGGAGAAAUAUCAGGAGGAGAAACUCCUCACCCUGCCCUGCCCCACCACACCCACCUGUUCACCUCAUGCCUGGGUCCAGGGUGGGUGAGGGUGAAGAGUCCACCCAGCCAAGAUGAUCCCUUCUCUGGGGACUGCUGCUGAUGUCCUCCCUCAGACCCUGGGUCCCAGCAAGUGGGAGAGUGGUCCCCAACUGAGCCCUAUCAGACUGCUGCAGAGGAGGUGAAGAGGUGUUGAGAAGAGGCGCCCAUCUGGGAGACUGGAGCUACUUGCCUUCACCUUGUAGACUUUUGACUGUUUUAGGAGAGAAGGACCUGUUGGUGGCCUUUGUAGGCAGGCAGGAAGCUGGACUGUGGCUCCUCCCUGGCACCUAUGCCCCCCCUUCUGGCAGCAUCAUGAGCCAGUUUCAGGUGCCCCUGGCAGUCCAGCCGGACCUGCCAGGUCUUUAUGACUUCCCUCAGGGCCAGGUGAUGAUAGGGGGCUUCCAGGGGCCUGGGCUCCCAAUGGCUGCGAGUGAACCUCAACUCCGAGGGGGUGGAGAUGGGCGAAAGAAACGGAAACGGUGUGGUACUUGUGAGCCCUGCCGGCGGCUGGAAAACUGUGGGGCUUGCACCAGCUGUACCAAUCGCCGCACACACCAGAUCUGCAAACUGCGCAAAUGUGAGGUGCUGAAGAAAAAAGUGGGGCUUCUCAAGGAGGUGGAAAUAAAGGCUGGUGAAGGAGCUGUGCCGUGGGGACAAGGAGCUGCUGUCAAGACAGGCUCAGAGCUCAGCCCAGUUGAUGGACCUGUUCCAGGUCAGAUGGACUCAGGGCCAGUGUACCAUGGGGACUCAAGGCAGCUAAGCGCCUCAGGGGCGCCGGUCAAUGGUGCUAGAGAACCCGCUGGACCCAGCCUGCUGGGGGCUGGGGGUCCUUGGCGAGUAGACCAGAAGCCCGACUGGGACGCUACCCCAGGCCCAGCCCACACUGCUCGCCUGGAAGAUGCCCACGAUCUGGUGGCCUUUUCGGCUGUGGCCGAAGCUGUGUCCUCUUAUGGGGCCCUUAGCACCCGGCUCUAUGAAACCUUCAACCGUGAGAUGAGUCGCGAGGCUGGGAACAACAGCAGGGGACCCGGGUCAGGGCCCGAGAGCUGCUCUGCUGGCAGUGAAGACCUUGACACGCUGCAGACAGCCCUGGCCCUCGCUCGGCAUGGCAUGAAACCACCCAACUGCAACUGCGAUGGCCCAGAAUGCCCUGACUACCUCGAGUGGCUGGAGGGGAAGAUCAAGUCUGUGGUCGUGGAGGGCGGGGAGCAGCGGGCCAGGCUCCCAGGGACUCUGCCUCCGGGUGAGGCUGGCCUCCCAGCACCAAGCACGAGGCCACGCCUCAGCUCCGAGGCCCCCCAGGUACCUCCCCCAGAGGGUCUGCCUCUGUCCCAGAGUGCCCUGAGUAUUGCCAAGGAGAAAAACAUCAGCCUGCAGACCGCCAUCGCCAUCGAAGCCCUCACACAGCUCUCCUCUGCCCUCCCCCAGCCUUCUCACUCCACCUCCCAGGCUUCUUGCCCCCUUCCUGAGGCCUUGUCCCCUCCCGCCCCUUUCAGAUCUCCCCAGUCCUACCUCCCGGCCCCCUCGUCGCCUGUGGUCCCUCCUGAAGAGCACUCAUCCUUUGCUCCUGAGAGCCCUGCCUUCCCUCCAGCAACUCCUAGAACAGAGUUUCCUGAAGCAUGGGGCACUGAUACCCGACCAGCAACACCCCGGAGCUCUUGGCCCAUGCCCCGCCCAAGCCCUGACCCCAUGGCUGAACUGGAGCAGUUGUUGGGCAGUGCCAGUGAUUACAUCCAGUCAGUAUUCAAGCGGCCCGAGGCCCUGCCCACCAAGCCCAAGGUCAAGGUUGAGGUGCCCUCUUCCUCCCCAGCCCCAGCUCCAUCCCCCUCCCCCAUUCUCCAGAGGGAGGCUCCUACACCAUCCUCUGAGCCUGACACCCACCAGAAGGCCCAGACCGCCCUGCAGCAGCACCUCCACCAUAAGCGCAGUCUCUUCCUGGACCAGGCCCACGAUGCCUCCUUUCCUGCUCCCGUGGAACCUCCUGCUCCCAGCUGGUGGGCACCAUCAAGCUCGCCUGUGCCACGGCCUCCAGACAGACUGCCCAAGGAGAAGAAAAAGAAGCCCCUGACACCAGUUGGAGGUCCCCUGGGAACUGAGAAAGUUGUUCCUGGGAUCAAGCCCAGUGUCCGGAAGCCCAUUCAGAUCAAGAAGUCCAGGCCGCGGGAAGCGCAGCCUCUCUUCCCACCUCUGAGGCAAAUCGUCCUGGAAGGGCUGAGGUCCCCAGCCUCUGAGGACGCGCAGGCACAUCCACCUCUCCCCGUCCCCGCCUCACAGGGCUCUGCUGUUCCCCUGCCCCCAGAACCUUCUCUUGCGCUAUUUGCACCUAGUCCCUCCGGGGACAGCCUGCUGCCCCCUACUCAGGAAAUGAGAUCCCCCAGCCCCAUGGCAACCCUGCCACCAGGCUCCGCUGGCCCUCUUCCCACCGCCGAUGACAAGCUGGAAGAGCUCAUUCGGCAGUUUGAGGCUGAAUUUGGGGAUAGCUUUGGGCUUCCUGGCCCCCCGUCUGUUCCCAUUCAGGAUCCCGAGAACCAGCCAACGUGUCUCCCAGCCCCCGAGAGCCCUUUUGCCACCCGCUCCCCCAAGCAAAUCAAGAUCGAAUCUUCGGGGGCGGUGACUGUGCUCUCAACCACCUGCUUCCAUUCAGAGGAGGGGGGCCAGGAGGCCACGCCCACCAAGGCAGAGCAUCCACUCACACCCACGCUCAGCGGCUUCCUGGAGUCCCCUCUUAAGUACCUGGACACACCCACCAAGAGUCUGCUGGACACACCUGCCAAGAGAGCCCAAGCCGAGUUCCCCACCUGCGACUGCGUUGAACAAAUAGUGGAGAAAGAUGAAGGUCCGUAUUAUACUCACCUUGGAUCUGGCCCCACGGUAGCCUCUAUCCGGGAACUCAUGGAGGAGCGGUAUGGAGAGAAGGGGAAAGCCAUCCGGAUCGAGAAGGUCAUCUACACCGGGAAGGAGGGGAAGAGCUCACGUGGCUGUCCCAUUGCAAAGUGGGUGAUCCGCAGGCACACGCUGGAGGAGAAGCUGCUGUGCCUCGUGCGGCAGCGGGCGGGCCACCACUGCCAGAAUGCCGUGAUCGUCAUCCUUAUCCUGGCCUGGGAGGGCAUCCCCCGCAGCCUGGGAGACACACUCUACCAGGAGCUCACUGAUACCCUCCGGAAGUACGGGAACCCCACCAGCCGGAGAUGUGGCCUCAACGAUGACCGGACCUGCGCUUGCCAAGGCAAAGACCCCAACACCUGCGGUGCCUCCUUCUCCUUUGGUUGUUCCUGGAGCAUGUACUUCAACGGCUGCAAAUAUGCUCGGAGCAAGACGCCUCGAAAGUUCCGCCUUGCCGGGGACAACCCCAAAGAGGAAGAAGUGCUCCGAAAGAGUUUCCAAGACCUGGCUACCGAAGUUGCGCCCCUGUACAAGCGGCUGGCCCCCCAGGCCUACCAGAACCAGGUGACCAAUGAGGAAAUAGCGAUCGAUUGCCGCCUGGGGCUGAAGGAAGGGCGGCCCUUCUCGGGGGUCACGGCCUGCAUGGACUUCUGUGCCCACGCCCACAAGGACCAGCAUAACCUCUACAACGGCUGCACAGUGGUCUGUACCCUGACCAAGGAAGACAAUCGCUGCGUGGGCAAGAUUCCCGAGGACGAGCAGCUGCACGUGCUCCCCCUGUACAAGAUGGCCACCACGGAUGAGUUUGGCAGUGAAGAGAACCAGAAUGCCAAGGUGGGCAGCGGGGCCAUCCAGGUGCUCACUGCCUUCCCCCGCGAGGUCCGGCGCCUGCCAGAACCCGCCAAGUCCUGCCGCCAGCGGCAGCUGGAAGCUAGGAAGGCGGCAGCCGAGAAGAAGAAGAUUCAGAAGGAGAAGCUAAGCACCCCAGAGAAGAUCAAGCAGGAGGCCCUGGAGCUGGCUGGCAUCUCCACUGACCCAGGCCUGUCUCUGAAGGGCGGGUUGUCCCAGCAGAGCCUGAAGCCCUCCCUCAAGGUGGAACCACAGAACCACUUCAGCUCCUUCAAGUACGGCAGCAACGCGGUGGUGGAGAGCUACUCGGUGCUGGGCAACUGCCGGCCUUCGGACCCGUACAGCAUGAACAGCGUGUACUCGUACCACUCCUACUAUGCACAGCCCAGCCUGACCUCUGUCAAUGGCUUCCACUCCAAGUUCGCUCUUCCAUCGUUCAGCUACUAUGGCUUUCCAUCCAGCAACCCUGUCUUCCCCUCUCAGUUCCUGGGGCCUGGCACCUGGGGGCACACAGGCAGCGGUGGCAGUUUCGAGAAGAAGCCAGACAUCCACGCUCUGCACAACAGCCUGAGCCCAGCCUACGGUGGUGCUGAGUUUGCCGAGCUGCCUGGCCAGGCUGUUCCCACAGAUACCCACCACCCCACUCCUCACCACCAGCAGCCUGCUUAUCCAGGCCCCAAGGAGUAUCUGCUCCCCAAGGCCCCCCAGAUCCACCCAGUGUCCAGGGACCCCUCUCCCUUUGCACAGAGCUCCAACUGCUACAACAGGUCCAUCAAGCAAGAGCCAGUAGACCCACUGGUCCAGGCCGAAUCCAUACCCAGAGACCCUGGUAAGAUGGGCAAAAUGCCUUUGCCCGAGGCAUCUCAGAAUGGGGGACCCAAUCACCUAUGGGGACAGUACUCAGGAGGCUCAAGCAUGUCCCCCAAGAGGACUAACAGUGUGGGUAGCAGCUGGGGUGUGUUCCCUCCGGGGGAAAGCCCUGCCAUCAUCCCCGAUAAGCUCGGUUCUUUUGGGGCUGGCUGCCUGACCCCUUCCCACUUCCCAGAUGGCCAGUGGGGGCUGUUCCCUAGUGACGGGCAGCAGUCAGCCCCCCAGCCUGGAGGACGGCUGCGAGGCAAACCGUGGAGCCCCUGCAAGUUUGGAAACAACACCUCGGCCUUGGCUGGGCCCAGCCUGACUGAGAAGCCGUGGGGGGUGGGGGCAGGGGAUUUUACCUCUGCCCUGAAAGGUGGUCCUGGGUUCCAAGACAAGUUGUGGAGCCCCCUGAAAGGGGAGGAGGGACGGAUUCCAACCCCGGGGGCCAGCCAGCUGGACAAAGCCUGGCAGUCCUUCAGCAUGCCCCUGGGCUCCAGCGAGAAGCUGUUUGGGGCCCUGAAGUCCGAGGAGAAGCUGUGGGAUCCCUUCAGCCUGGAGGAAGGGAUGGCUGAGGAGCCCGCCAACAAGGGGGCAGUGAAGGAGGAGAAGGGCGCCGUGGACGAGGAGGAAGAAGAGCUGUGGUCUGACAGUGAACACAACUUCCUGGACGAGAACAUCGGCGGCGUGGCCGUGGCGCCCGCUCACGGCUCCAUCCUCAUCGAGUGUGCCCGACGGGAGCUGCAUGCCACCACGCCCCUCAAGAAACCCAACCGCUGCCACCCCACCCGCAUCUCGCUGGUCUUCUACCAGCACAAGAACCUCAACCAGCCCAACCACGGGCUGGCCCUCUGGGAGGCCAAGAUGAAGCAGCUGGCGGAGAGGGCACGGGCGCGGCAGGAAGAGGCCGCCCGGCUGGGCCUGGGCCAGCAGGAGGCCAAGCUCUAUGGGAAGAAGCGUAAGUGGGGCGGCGCAGUGGUCAACGAGCCCCAACAUAAGGAGAAGAAGGGGAUUGUCCCCACCCGGCAGGCGCUGGCUAUGCCCACAGACUCAGCGGUCACCGUGUCCUCCUACGCCUACACAAAGGUCACUGGUCCCUACAGCCGCUGGAUCUAGGUGCCAGGGUGCCAGCGUACCUCAGCGUCGGGCCCGGCCCGAGCUGCCUCUGUGGUGCUUUUGCCCUCACACCUGGGGGCGGGUUGGGGGUGCAGAAGUCUUUUUAUCUAUAUAUACAUAUAUAGAUAUGCAUAUAUAUGUAUUUAUGGUCCAAACCUCAGAACUGACCCGCCCCUCCCUUCCCCCCACUUCCCCAGCACUUUGAAGAAGAAGCUACGGCUGUCGGGUGAUUUUUUUCGUGAUCUUAAUAUUUAUAUCUCCACAUUGGCUUUUUUCCCCCCCUUGUUUGGGGGGCUUUUAUUUUCUCUUGUUUUUAAAACUCUAUCCUUGUAUAUCACAAUAAUGGAAAGAAAGUUUAUAGUGUCCUUUCACAAAGGAGUAGUUUUAAA
Molecule: messenger RNA, 6318 nt
Organism: Rhinolophus ferrumequinum (greater horseshoe bat)
Lineage: Eukaryota; Metazoa; Chordata; Mammalia; Chiroptera; Rhinolophidae
Gene: TET3
Product: tet methylcytosine dioxygenase 3
Biological process (GO): positive regulation of transcription by RNA polymerase II; oxidative demethylation
Cellular component (GO): nucleus
Molecular function (GO): DNA 5-methylcytosine dioxygenase activity; DNA binding; zinc ion binding
Source: RefSeq, a predicted model, not a curated record